AUGUGGCUUUCUGCAGCUGGAGGCCGAAGAUCUUGCAUGGCAACUUCAAGCCUCCGGGCUAUCGACGGCUAUUUAUAUUCCAAAAAUAAAGUUUCGGGGCUAUUCUCUCCCUUUGGCCUACACAUGAUUUGCGGUGCGCAGGCUUGCGAUGGAAACGUUUGCGGUUGUUUGCUAUUUUUGCAGAUCAUUCAGCCGGGCAUUGCAGGAGUGUGCGGGCGCGCCUUCUUUGGGCACGCUCUGGAAAGCAUGGGUUUGCAGGCUUUUUAUAUGCAAAGAAAAGUGCGGCACAAACAGCAUAGAGACAUGCACAUAAAAACAAAGAGCCGUACUUACAAGAUUUUUAUUUCUCUAUCCAGGCCACAGAGCAAGCUGUGCGCAUGCAACCUGAACGCAGCGCCGCUUAUUCACGAGUUAAUCGCAGCGCUUUUGGCCGCGCCUGCACUCUUGCUUGAUCCGGCAGCGCCCGCGCUCUUGCUUGACCCAGCGGCACCCGCGCUCUUGCUUGAUCCGGCAGCAAUCGCACUCUGGCUUGACCCGGCAGCACCCGCGCUCUGA
Nematocida major is the source of this 555-nucleotide messenger RNA. RefSeq lists its product as uncharacterized. Bases 1 to 555 code for a protein of 184 amino acids. The transcript has a single exon. The record is from RefSeq and is a predicted model, not a curated record. NCBI's taxonomy places the organism in Eukaryota, Fungi, Microsporidia.